CACAAUUAAAAAACAAUAUUUUCUUGACCUCUAAAUCUCUAAGACCUGCUUCUCCAUUCUCAUUUGUGAAUGGCAAGGUUGGCUUCCCUAUUCCAAGGCAAAGAGUUCUAUCUCUUCCUCAACAUUUCCUUCCUUCUUCUCCUUUCUUUCUACCUAACAACUCAUUUUUAUCCCUCAAAUUCUCAUUUCCUCAAUCAAUUCAAUCGAUCCAGUAGUAAUAUAACCUCAUUCAAAAUCCUGUACCAAUCAAGUGAUGAAGAUGAAGGUUGCAGAAACCUCCACAAGCACAAUGAUUACAAAUCUAAGUGUGCUUACUUGAGAUCUGAAAAGGGAUGUCAGCCUGAAGGGUACAUAGAUUAUCUUCAGCUCUUCUAUUGCAUUUGUGGUAGAUACCCAAUAUUGGGUUACACAAUCCUUGUCCUCUGGUUUAUGGUGUUAUUCUACUUAUUGGGUAACACAACUUCAGAUUAUUUCUGUUCCUCCCUUGAUAGAUUAUCAAUUGUCCUGAAACUUUCUCCGAUGAUAGCCGGUGUUACACUCCUUUCUCUUGGCAAUGGUGCACCAGAUGUGUUUUCGAGUAUUGUUUCUUUUGUCGGUACCAGAACCGGUGAUGUUGGCCUUAAUAGUGUCUUGGGUGGGGCUUUCUUCAUAUCUAGUAUUGUUGUUGGUAUCAUAAGUUUUUCAGUUGAUCCUCAUCAGAUAUCUAUUGAUAAGUCUAGCUUCAUAAGAGAUGUUGUUUUCUUCCUUCUAGGCCUUUUUUCUCUCCUUUUGAUCCUUCUUAGUGGGAGAAUUAACUUGUGGGGUGCAAUUAGUUUUGUUUUUUUAUACUUUGUGUAUGUGAUUGUUGUAUCAACCACACAUUUCUGCAGGAAGAAAGCUAGAGAUGUGAAUCUCUUUUGCAACUUAUUUGCUUACGAAACUGAGGGAUUCGACGAAUUGGGCAUGCCAUUACUGAGUUAUGUUGAUGAAGAAAAUCUAAUUCCAAAUGGAAAAGAUGGAGAUAAUCAGCAAAAAAGAAGAUGCUGCUCUAAUUUUGAUUCACCAACUUGUUACAAUUUUGGUUCUUUUCUGUUAAUUCUGGAGCUUCCUCUUUACUUACCAAGGAGAUUGACAAUUCCUGUAGUUUCUGAGGAAAGAUGGUCUAAGCCAUUUGCAGUAAUUUCAGUUACAUUAGCACCAUUUCUAUUGGCAGCUCUUUGGAACUCACAAAGAGGAAACAGUACUGGUUCCAAAACAGGCUUAGUGAUCUAUAUUAUUGGUGGUUUGGUAGGAAUUACUUUUGGGAUUCUUGCUUAUAGGACUACUCACAAUUCCAACCCACCAAAGAAAUACUUACUUCCUUGGCUUGCUGGAGGAUUUUUAAUGAGUAUCAUUUGGACUUAUGUCAUAGCAGAGGAACUGGUUGCUUUGUUAGUUUCACUCGGACAUGUAUUUGGGAUAAAUCCUUCAAUUCUGGGGCUAACUGUGCUUGCUUGGGGCAACUCAUUAGGGGAUUUGAUUGCUGAUAUUGCACUGGCAGUGAAAGGUGGGCCAGAUGGAGUCCAGGUUGCGAUAUCGGGCUGUUACGCAGGGCCCAUCUUUAAUAUAUUAAUGGGCUUGGGCUUGUCAUUUGUUUUCUCAGCCUGGUAUGCUUACCCAUCUUCCUUUAUCAUUCCUAGAGACUCUUCUCUUUAUGAAACUAUUGGGUUUCUAAUGUGUGGCCUUCUCUGGGCCCUAGCAAUCCUUCUAAACAAAAAUAUGAGAAUAGAUAAGACUUUGGGUGCAGGGUUGUUGGUCAUAUAUAUCUGCUUUCUUUCUCUUAGGCUGACCAGGGAAACUGGACUACUUCAACUUCAUUACUCUGCUUCUUCCUUUGGUCCCUAGAGGGGUGAGCAU
Telopea speciosissima is the source of this 1875-nucleotide messenger RNA. RefSeq names its product cation/calcium exchanger 1-like. Gene Ontology annotation, biological process: monoatomic cation transport; transmembrane transport. The transcript has a single exon. The record is from RefSeq and is a predicted model, not a curated record. NCBI's taxonomy places the organism in Eukaryota, Viridiplantae, Streptophyta, Magnoliopsida, Proteales, Proteaceae. Bases 70 to 1863 code for a protein of 597 amino acids. Gene Ontology annotation, cellular component: membrane. Gene Ontology annotation, molecular function: monoatomic cation transmembrane transporter activity.